CCAUUUCAACUUUACCUUCUGCUCCAAGAUCUACCCACUCCCUUUCUCAAGGGCUCAAACAUAGCGCUGACUGCUGAGCAAGUACGGUCAGGUGUGCAGGCUAAGUUUGUGAAGAGCAGCGUGAGGACCGAGGAUUGCCUCUCCGAUGGGUCCCCGGAUUUCGCCCUCGUCGAGAAAUCUUUUUUCCCCAAUGAAUAUCGGGAAAUCUUCUCUUCUCAAUUCGCUGGUCAGAAGGAAGAAGCGAGAAGCUCGCCCUCACUUCUAAGAAACCUGGUAUGUUUCUACACCACAAGAAUGCAGGAAAGAUUGGGCAAGGAUUACUUCCUCAACCGUUCAAUGUUGGUCUUUGUGUUCCUUCUCAUAGAUGCAAGUAUCCCAGCAAAGAAGAUCGAUCUGGAGUAUGCAAGUUGGCUUGGUCAGUACCAGGUCUUAGGAUGACGCUUACUAAUUUCUACCAAAACCAUUCUCAACUCUUCAUUUGUGUGUGAUUUCUUUAUACCUGCAGAUUUGGCAUCUUUCUAUUUCUUGCUCAUUGGUACCAGCUCUCUCACCAUAACGCAAGGGAAAUGGUAGAAACACAUUGCCCUCUUGUGUUGCACAUGGAUUCUUCUUUGGCGAGGAUGAGAUGAAGCACCAAAACCCUUUUUUGGGGAAAGAAGAGAAAAAUUUGUUUCUGCAUGUUUCGGCAAUUGUUUACAUUCAAUCCACUAUGAUGAAAAUCCACAAACUAUGAAGCCAUUGACCAUGGUAGGGGUUUCUAUUUGGAAGAAGAAGCUUUGGAACCUACUAGAUGAAGACUCUGAUGAUGAACGUACACACUAGGGCUGCAGGGGAGAAUGGAAUAUCAAAUCAAAGCCAUUGACAGGUACUACUUUUGUUGACAAGGUAGAGAAUUUUUUUUGUCUUUUAUACGAGAAAUCAGUCUUACGACAUCAAACCCUCCAUAGAUACCCGACAAAUCCUGAUAGCAUUUAAUACGAGCUUACAUCCCUGUCGGUGGCCACCAAGGGGGUAACACAGAAGUGCCGGCUACCAAGGAUCGAACCUAGAAAAUUCCUGGACACAAUCUUACGCCUUUACCACCUCCACCACCCCUUGGUGGUUGCCAGAGAAUGCUUUCGUCCAAAACACUUGGCAAUUAGAAGUUUGUUUCUUUUGAAUUGGUGCUUAGUUAAUAGUCAAUAUGUCAGCUAACCUUUAUACUUAUGGCUUUACUGUUAUUAUGAUCACCC
Molecule: messenger RNA, 1232 nt
Organism: Linum tenue
Lineage: Eukaryota; Viridiplantae; Streptophyta; Magnoliopsida; Malpighiales; Linaceae
Source: the annotation of a GenBank genome assembly